Messenger RNA from Dunckerocampus dactyliophorus (ringed pipefish), 4748 nucleotides. RefSeq names its product glutamine synthetase-like. The coding region runs from base 108 to 1268 and encodes 386 amino acids. Gene Ontology annotation, cellular component: cytoplasm. The record is from RefSeq and is a predicted model, not a curated record. Lineage: Eukaryota; Metazoa; Chordata; Actinopteri; Syngnathiformes; Syngnathidae. The transcript has 7 exons. Gene Ontology annotation, molecular function: glutamine synthetase activity.
CCACAUCCAGUCCCACAAAUAGGUUUUGACCUGUCAGAGAAAACAGCUGACUGCAGACAUCCGACGACACGCGGCAUCAUUUCCAACAAAGACACUCUUCCUGAAACAUGACAACAGCGUCAGCCAGCUCCCACUUGAACAAGACUGUACGCCAGCAAUACAUGAGCCUUCCGCAGGGAGGCAAAUGUCAGGUGACUUACAUCUGGAUCGACAACAAUGGACAGGACCUGCACAGCAAAACCCGGACCCUGGAAACUGAACCAAAAAGUAUUGAAGCUCCAUUGAGGUUAAAGCUCUCAUUUAUAAUUAUCCAAAUAGAAAUUCCUGAAUGGAGCUUUUGUGAGAUAUGCAGAUUCCAGCAGGACCAAAAGUUCUACAGAGAAAUGUUCCUCAUACCAGCGUGCAUGUUCCGAGAUCCUUUCACCCUUGACCCCAACAAGCUGGUUCUCUGUGAAGUUCUCAAGAACGACCGCCUUCCUUCAGAAACAAACCAUCGAAUGGGCUGCAAGAAAGUGAUGGACCAGGUCAAAGAGCACCAGAUCUGGUUUGGCAUGGAGCAGGAAUACACACUCUUGGGAAUGGACGGACACCCGUUUGGUUGGCCUCAGUGGGGAUUCCCAGCACCCCAAGGUCCCUACCACUGCGGGGUGGGGGCAGACAAAGCUGUCGGACGAGACAUUGUGGAUUGCCACUACAAGGCGUGUCUCUACGCGGGGAUCAGAAUCUGUGGAGCCAACGCUGAAGCGAUGCAAUCCCAAUGGGAGUUCCAGGUGGGUCCCUGCGAGGGUAUUGAGAUGGGAGAUCAACUGUGGGUUGCACGCUUCUUGCUGCAUCGUGUGUGCGAAGAUUUUGGGGUUCUUGCAACACUGGACCCCAAACCAGUGGAGGGAAACUGGAACGGUGCUGGCGGACACAUGAAUGUCAGCACCAAGCAGAUGAGGGAAGAAGGAGGACUGCAAUACAUCGAGCAGGCCAUUGAGAAGCUGAGCAAAAGACACAAGGAGCACAUUAAAGUGUAUGACCCACACGGCGGUCAGGACAACGUGCGACGUCUCACGGGUCAUCAUGAGACCGCUAACAUCAACAAAUUCACUGCUGGAGUUGCCGACCGAUUUGCCAGCAUCCGCAUUCCUCUCCAGGUGAGCCAUGACAACAAAGGCUACUUCGAGGACCGCCGCCCUGCAGCAAACUGUGAUCCAUACCUUGUGACCAAAGCCAUAGCAAGCACCUGCCUGCUGGAUGAUGUGGAGCAAGUCAGAGGCUGUUAAUGAAUGUUCAUUAUAUUGGUUUAGUCAAACAUGUAAACGAGGUUACAUUGAACAUUGUUGACAGACACAUUAACAUUAAUAAUACCUCCAUUAGACGUUGCGUGUGAAUGCUGAAAAGCUGAAGCGAAACUGAAAUGCUUUGAAAAGGUAAGUCAAUCGAAAUUUUGAAUGAACAUUGGAGCCGUUCGGAAGCUGAAGCUCGACUGAAAUGCAGCGGAAAUAUGCUAAAAUGCAAAAUGAAAGUAAGAGUAGUUUGGCAGUUUGAGCUAGACUGUGAAAUUGAACCGACAAUCCAAUCAGCCACCAAGCACUCUACCAGCUGAACUAUACAACUUCAGUAGUAUCAGUACUAUAGAAUGAGGGUCGUAGUAGGGCUGCCCAUUCAUUUUCAAUGGGAAAAUUGUCAUAGAAAAUAUGAAAUUACACAAAAUGUGGGAAUAUUUAGAAAAGUAUGAAUUGGUCUGAAACACUGUUAAAUGUCACAUAAUUCUAUUAAACAUGAUGAAGACUUACGCGGGGCUUGAACGCCUGACCUGCAGGGUGGGAGACGAGCGCCAAUUGAGCUUUGUUUGUUCCAUAUUUUACCACAAAAUAUGAAUAAUACUCCAGCCACUUUGUACACUGAUUGUAUGAACUUGCUAUAAUAGCAACUACUCCAGCAGGCUUUGGGCAAAAGGUGUGAUUUACUGUCUCCUCAGUCAAACUGCUCAGUUUAACCAUUGCUCCAAAUUGGUGGCAAUUGGUGGUGACUGGAGGGAAGUGACAUCCAUUUGUAAUAACAUUUUGUAAAACAUGAUGAAUGCUUAAAAAGGACUAUAUAUUGAAAUAUUAAUAAUUAAGCCAACAUUAGCAGAAGUCACAUGAGUACUCAGCCCGUUAGUCUUCUUAUAUUACAAUACUUGCCGCAAGAAUCAACACCGUAGUCAUCAAUCAACUGGAGGAAAACACUUUGUAAUAACAAGAGAAAAAUUAAAGAGUUCACCACAACAUGUCAACACUGGCAUCUACGUCAAAACGCUCAUCUAGUGGUCACUGGAAAAACAAUACUGACUUUAUUUCAAAGAGUUGCUCAAGAGGUGGCAGUGAUUGGAGGACUUCAAUCUGUAAUAUAAUUGCAUAGAACAUGAUCAAUGCACACAGGGGGCUAGAGCCAGCUUCCUUUGUGUUGCAAACCACAUGCUCAAACCGCCCAAGGCGUGUCACUGUUAAGGGCACAGCUGAAUCAUUCAUUUAUAGAAAAUGUAAAAUGAUUUUCACCAGCAGAGGGCACCAUUUAAAUACCCAUUCAUUUUCAAUGGGAAAAUGUUCACAGAAAAGAUGAAAUGGGUCUGAAUUGGUAGCACACUUGUCCCAAGUGAGCUGAACAACCAACCUUUUUGAGACGAAGCUCCCUGGUCUCGCCACUGAACCUGCACAAGCCUGUAAAAACUCGCAUACGCUGUAAAAAAAAAACAAAAACAAAAAAAACACUAAAAUUGAAAGGUGAACCGCGACGGAGCGAGGGAUCACUGUGUCCUCCUUCAAGCUAGGGUCUACAGCGCUAAGCCUUCUGGGUAAUGUCGUACUGUAUAUUAGCAUUUAGCAACACAGCCUUAAAUAUGCCUCACAGUUAUUAAACUCAUUUUAAGUAGUAAAUUGUAAAGGUACUCACCACUAAUGAACGAUAGUUAGAUGAUCAAUGAUUGUAACAGAUGAAAUCUAAGUCAGCCAAAGUCUAGCCCAGGGGUUUGGUUUGGUUUGGUUUAGUUUAUUUGAACAUGAAGGUUACAAUGGAAUACAUCUCGUGAAUCAUUUUUUGACAGUUCCACAUGUCCAAAAGGAGUAGGAAGAAGCAAAGCUUAUUUAAUCCUACCCCCCAUCCAUUCUACAUCUAGUACAGUACAUGUAGUUCACUUCCUGGAUUCCAUGUCAUGUUUUCAGUGAUAGUCAGGAUAACACAUAAUAGAUAACGGUGAGAUAACCGUCCCCCCAAAAAAAGAGAGAACAUUCAUAAUAAUGAUAAUAUGAUGACAAUACUAAAUAAAUAAAUAAAUAAAUAAGAACAAAGAAAAUUAUUAAAAAUAAAUAAAUAAAUAACAAAUAAAAUUUAAUUAAAUAAAUAAAAAAUAAAAUAAAAUAAAAUAAAAUAGAAAAUAAGUGUCCACAGUGUGGCCUGGGGGCGACAGUGUCCACAGUGUGGCCUGGGGGCGACAGUCUAAAAAUGUAAUUUAACAAGGAAACUAAAAAAAAAAAAAAAAAAACAACAGCAGCAGCAAAAAUGGGAAAAUCAAUCAAAAGUCAAAAUUUUAAGAGAAGAGUUGUAAUCUAGCAAGGUCAAAAAGCCAUAAUUUCACAAGAAUAAAGUAAUAGUAUGAGGAAAAAUGUCAUUUUAGUAGCAUGGAGUUGAAAUAUUAAAGAAAAAAGUUUGAUUUUUUUUUUUUUAGCCAAAAACAAUGACUAAAGUUGUAAUUUUUGGAAACUUAGGUUGGGGGAAAACUUAUAACAUGGGAAUAAAGUCAAAAUGUUUGAAAGAAAGUUGAAAUAUUUGGAAAAUUAUACAGAAAAAAUCCACAGCAGAAAUGUGACCAGAGUAAAGUCAAAAUGUUAAGAGAAAAAAAAACACAUUUCUAAUGAGAAAAAAGUUGCAAUUUUAUGAGAAUCAACUUGUAAAAUGAGAAAAAAUAUCAUUUUGGUAACACUGUUGAAACAAAGAAAUAAAAAAAACAGCUGUAAUUUUAUGACAAUAAAGUCAAAAUAUUAAGAAAAAAGUCCUAAAACGUCACAAUUUUACAAGAAUAAACUCGUAUUACACGUCAUGUUUAGUAGCAUUUCACCUUUGUAAUAUAGCUAUAGUAGUAUAGCUUCUUAGCAUAUCUCUACGUGUUGGUUUCCUAAAUAUCAAAGUGGCCCUUGCAUCCUUUCAUUUUUCAGUAUGUGGCCCUCGCUGGAAAAAGUUUGGACACCCCUGGUCUAGCCUACAGCCUGAUGUUUGUUCAGAUACGUUUUUACGAAGUGGCGCAGAAGCUGGCGCAGCUGAUGACCGAGUGGACUGCGCGAGAGCUUUCCAUCUGACGUCAGCGAUGAGCUGUUGAUGCGUUCUCUCCGCAUCACGCAUGCGAUCAGUCAGGAUGCGGUUAGUGUCACAUUUCCUGUGUACCUUAAGACUGGUCGUCAAUCACAACACUUGAAUAAGACUAUAGACAACCAUUCACACAUCACCGCGUGGGAAAGAUUUUAAUUUCUUCAUUUGCCGUAAUUCUAUGCCUCCAGUUUUGUGAGUAUCCUUAACGGUUCCAUAAGGAUUCUACACAAGUGCACAAAGUUCCAUGAAAGCAUGAUUGGAUGAGUGUGGACAGAACCCUGACCUGUAGUUGUAGUAAACACAUGUAUUUCAGUGAUUAUACAUAUUAUUCACUGUUUGUCAUGCCUCACAGUAAAAUAAGGAGUAAAAGCCUCUGGCAAGUGUCGUUGUCUUUUCAGUGAAUCAGGGUCUAGAUGGAU